UUCACUUCUCAGUAAGUGAAACUCAGACAGUCAUUGUUACUGAGAGCUGAAAUGGCGCAGCAAGGAGCUCAGCUGGACGGAGCUAAAUUCUGCUGUUCGAUCUGUUUGGAUCUACUGAAGGAUCCGGUGACUAUUCCCUGUGGACACAGCUACUGCAUGAGCUGUAUUAACAACUUCUGGGAUGAAGAGGAUAAGAAGGGAAUCUACAGCUGUCCUCAGUGCAGACAGACCUUCACACCGAGGCCUGUCCUGGUAAAAAACACCAUGUUAGCAGAUAUAGUGGAGGAGCUGAAGAAGAUUGGACUCCAAGCUGCUGCUGCUGAUCUCUGCUAUGCUGGACCUGAAGAUGUGGCCUGUGAUGUCUGCACUGGGAGGAAGCUGAAAGCCUUCAAGUCCUGUCUGGUGUGCCUCGUCUCAUAUUGCGAAAAGCACCUCCAGCCUCAUUACGAAUCAACAAAAUUUAAAAAACACAAGCUGGUCGACCCCUCAGAGAAGCUCCAGGAGAACAUCUGCUCUCGUCAUGAUGAGGUGAUGAAGAUAUUCUGCCGUACAGAUAAGAAGUGUAUCUGUUAUCUGUGCACUAUGGAGGAUCAUAAAGGCCACGACACAGUCACAGCUGCAGCAGAAAUAGCUGAGAGGCAGAGAGAGCUCGAGGUGAGUCGACUAAACAUCCAGCAGAGAAUCCAGGACAGAGAGAAAGAUGUGAAGCUGCUUCAACAGGAGGUGGAGGCCGUCAGUCUCUCUGCUGAUAAAGCAGUGGAGGACAGUGAGAAGAUCGUCACUGAGCUGAUCCGUCUCCUCCAGAAAAGAAGCUCUGAUGUGAAGCAGCAGAUCAGAUCCCAGCAGGAAACUGAAGUGAGUCGAGUCAAAGAGCUUCAGGAGAAGCUGCAGCAGGAGAUCACUGAGCUGAAGAGGAAAGACGCUGAACUGAAGCAGCUCUCACACACAGAGGAUCACAACCAGUUUCUACACAACUACCCCUCAGUGUCACAACUCAGUGAACCUACAGACUCAUCCAGCAUCGAUAUCCGUCCUCUGAGAUACUUUGAGGAUGUGACAGCAGCUGUGUCAGAGCUCAGAGAUAAACUACAGGACAUCCUGAAGGAGGAAUGGACAAACAUCUCACUGACAGUCACUGAAGUGGACGUUUUACUGUCAGAUUCAAAAUCAGAGCCCAAGACCAGAGCUGAGUUCUUGAGAUAUUCACAUGAAAUCACUCUGGACCCAAACACAGCACACAAAAAGCUGUUAUUAUCUGAGGGGAACAGAAAAGUAGAAUAUACGAGUCAAAAACAGUCUUAUUCUAGUCAUCCAGACAGAUUCACUGAUAAGGAUCAGGUCCUGAGUAGACAAAGUCUGACUGGACGUUGUUACUGGGAGGUGGAGUGGAGCGGGACAACAGUUUGUGUAGCAGUCGCAUACAAGAAUAUCAGCAGAGCAGGAAACUCAAAUGAAUGUGGAUUUGGACACAAUGACAAAUCUUGGGCUUUAUAUUGGUACAAUAACAUUUAUAAAUUCUGGUUCAACAACAUCUCAACUCCCGUCUCAGGUCCUGGUUCCUCCAGAGUCGGAGUGUACCUGGAUCACAGAGCAGGUAUUCUGUCCUUCUACAGCGUCUCUGAAACCAUGACUCUCCUCCACAGAGUCCAGACCACAUUCACUCAGCCUCUCUAUGCUGGAGUUAGGCAUUAUAGUAUAUUAUAUAGUAAUUAUGGAAACACAGCUGAGUUGUGUAAACUCAAAUAGUCAGAAGUCAUUUGAGGGACAGUCAGUUAUUGUGUCUCUGUCAUUGUUGCUGAGAGCUCUUUGCUGAGGUGUUUCUGUGCUGCACAGAGAUCAGCUGUCAAUCAAGUUCAAUGGACAACUUCAACAUCUUCUCAUCUGUUGUUAUGUUACGUAAAUAUUUGAGUUUCUUUAUGUGAUGCUCUUUCUUGCUUGUGUGUUUCAGCAGAGAGGCUAUCACUGCUCAUCAUGAUUUUCUUCAUAUAUAUAAACACAAACUUGCAUUUCUCAACAUGGAAACUGAAACUUUGUGCUCUUGUUUCUUUUCCAUCUCAUCGGUCUUAACAGAGAAAAAUCAGACCUUCCUUUAUCAAACAUAUUUUGCUCUCAUGACUUUGUAAAUCAGUAAAGAAAUGUAUUGUUGCAUUUACAUUCAUAGUUAUGCAUGUUGUCCAAUAUCACAAAUCAGGUGUUAUUAAGUGUUAUAAAACUAUAAUUAUCAUGAUAAUAAUCAAUAAGUAGAUCAUUUAUUAAGUUCUUGUACAUAGCUGACAUUCUGUGAUUGAUUGUCUGGUUGAAAUGAAUCUGAACAUGAAAUCAUUGAACAAGAGUCAUUUAACAGACUUUACUGAUUGGAUGUGUGAACAAACUGAAGCUUUACACAAUAAAUAAAGUAUAAUAAUUCAA
Messenger RNA from Scomber scombrus (Atlantic mackerel), 2409 nucleotides. Its product is annotated as tripartite motif-containing protein 16-like. Lineage: Eukaryota; Metazoa; Chordata; Actinopteri; Scombriformes; Scombridae. The record is from RefSeq and is a predicted model, not a curated record. The transcript has a single exon. The coding region runs from base 52 to 1746 and encodes 564 amino acids. Gene Ontology annotation, molecular function: protein binding; zinc ion binding.